AAACGUCUCGAAACCAUGCCAGCUUCACCUUCGUCUCUACCACUGUCUUUCUGUCUUGGAUCUGGACGAGCUAGCUCUGCGUCUUAAACAUUGGCAAUGCUUGUUUCCCUUCGAGCCUGCCCGGCGGCGGCAUACUGCGACCAACCUGUAACCGUCCGGCCUGGUUCUUCAGCCUUCGAGAUCUGAAGCACCUGGGGAGGUUUGUGUCAUACCCCUUCGUUGGAAACACUUCCAGCCUCAAGGAAAUCAGCAUGGCACGAGCUUCGGCCCGCGACAGUUGUCCAGACACUGCCAAGUCAAUCGCAUAAGAGCUCGUUCUUUCUCUGCCAUGUCCUGGUGUUUUCCUUUCAUCGUGGCAGUGCCUCUUCAUUCCUUUCGAUCCUUUUUGUCUUUCGAUCCAAGCUUCGAACUUAUUCCAUUCCUUAGGCUUGAUCGCGUUGACCGCGGAGUCUCUCGUUCUUAGCAAAGCAGAAGAUUAUUUUAUUUGAUUCUACACCAUUCCAAUUCCACCAAACCGACCUUUCAAUCCUAAGUCUUUUUCGAACCGAUAUUCAACAUGAAGACCACUCAACUCAUGAUGUUGGCGGUCGCCGCUUUGGGGUUUACCUCAGAAGCUUUGGCCCAGGGGAACAGGGGAGGAGGCAACAAUAACGGUGGCAACAACAAUAACAACAACAACGCUGGCACUCAGGGUGGCAACAACGCCAACGCCGGGAAUGCCAACGCCGGGAAUGCCAACGCUGGAAAUGCCAACGGCGGAAACGCCAACGCGGGCAAUGCCGCUAAUGCUACCGCCGGUAACAAUGCAGGUGGCAACGGUGGUGGGAACGCUGCCGACCUGGCAUUGGACCCCGACAACGUGCAGACUGGCAGUCAACAAGAAGGAGACCUCAGUGUAGCUGGUACAGCGGCUUCCACAACCGACAAUGCCAACUUCAUCAAUGUUUGCACUGGCAAGACUUUGACAAACGGUAAACAAGUGACUGGCGGCUCCUGCAACGGUAUCACUAUGGGCGAUAUUCCUUCCAACCAGGACAUGGUUUCCGCUAUAGUGCUCUUCCCUGGUCCUGGAGACGACCUGGACGCAAACCAAGCCUUCACUAUUCAAGUCCAACUUCAGAACUUGGUCGCCGGUUCCUUCACCGAUGCUCAAAGCACAUACUACUCUGCUCCUCAGGCUCUUCAGGGUGGCCAAGUCGUCGGUCACUGUCACGUCACUGUCCAGGAUCUCGGCGGCACUCUCGCUCCCACCAGCCCCCCUGACCCGAAAGUCUUCAACUUCUUCAAGGGUAUCAAUGAUGACGGCAACGGCCAAGGUCUUCUCACCGCAGACGUCACUGACGGUCUCCCCGCCGGCUUCUAUCGCAUCUGCACAAUGAACGCCGCCGCCAACCACCAGCCUGUCCUGAUGCCCGUCGCUCAACGUGGUGCUCAAGACGACUGCCAGAAGUUCACUGUUGGUCAAGGUACCGGUAACGCCAACGCAGGCGGAAAUAAUGCCAAUGCAGGUGGAAACAACGCUGCGGCCGGAGGUGCUACUGGCGCCGCCAACUCCACAGCAGCCACUGGAGCCACCGGCGGCAACAACGGAGGCAACAACGGAGGCAACACCGGAGGAAACACUGGCGGUAACGCUGGUGGCAACACUGGUGGCGGCAAGACAGGAGGAAAAGGCGGCCGUGGUCGAUUCGGCCGAGGAAGAUUCGCUGUACGAGACUUCAUCCAAUAAGCAAGGGAACGAGCUUGAGCCAUGAGCAUGAGCAGGAUGGGGACGGCCACACAGAAAAGACAAGAUCUACAGAUAAUCAAGCUUGUCUGUGGGUGCACGCCUUGACGACACAAAUGUGGGGUGCCAUUGUGAUUUGAUGCAGCAGGGAAGAAAAGAGAGAAAAGUCUUUAUUCUCCCUUUUCCUAUUUUAUCUCACGACAUAGAAAGGAAGAGUGUGUAUAACCAGAAAGGAAGUUUUUUGUUCGAUGUUUUGUCGGCUUGCAUGCAUUAUGGAUUUUGGGGGCUUGGGACAACAACAGUCAUUGAAGAGGGCCGCUCUUUUGCGGAACUUGGGUCGCGGUCACGGAUUACCUGAGCGAGCCUCGCCGUGACCAUGGAGCCCCAUGGAAUUGGGCUGCUUCAUAACCGAGCAAGAAUCGAGAUCGAAUGAUG
This is a messenger RNA of Exophiala xenobiotica, 2161 nucleotides long. RefSeq lists its product as uncharacterized. The transcript is spliced from 3 exons. Bases 557 to 1729 code for a protein of 390 amino acids. Lineage: Eukaryota; Fungi; Ascomycota; Eurotiomycetes; Chaetothyriales; Herpotrichiellaceae. The record is from RefSeq and is a predicted model, not a curated record.